CCCGCCCCGGCUUCCCCCGCUCACUCUGUCUCGCGAGAUCUCCUGACACCUCUUUAUUUUCCCGCGAAUCCAAUUCGGCGAAAAGUGCGUCUAAACUAUGGCUUCCUAAGCCAGCCACACCCCUUCCCGCAGCUCUCCUCGAAGCCCCGCCUCCGGCCCCGCCUUCCUCCCGGCCGCCUUUGCGCCGCGCGCCUGCGCCUGCGCCGGCUUCCAGCUGGGGCCGGCCCCGAGAGCCGGAGGGGCGUGCGCGCGCGCCCUCGGCCCUGUUGCGCGCGCGGUGUCACCUUGGGCGCGAGUGGGGCCGCGCGCGCACAGGACCCGGAGCCGAGGGCCACUGAGCGGCGAUGGCGGCCACGGCGAGUCCCGGGGCCGGCGGGAUGGACGCGAAGCCCCGCACGUCCCCGAAGUCCGUCAAGUUCCUGUUUGGGGGCCUGGCCGGGAUGGGGGCUACAGUGUUUGUGCAGCCGCUGGAUCUGGUGAAGAACCGGAUGCAGCUGAGCGGGGAAGGAGCCAAGACGCGAGAGUACAAAACCAGCUUCCAUGCCCUCACCAGCAUCCUGAGGGCAGAAGGGCUGAGGGGCAUUUACACUGGGCUGUCGGCUGGCCUGCUGCGCCAGGCCACCUACACCACCACCCGCCUUGGCAUCUACACGGUGCUGUUUGAGCGCCUGACUGGGGCUGAUGGCACACCCCCUGGCUUUCUGCUGAAGGCCCUGAUUGGCAUGACUGCAGGUGCGACUGGGGCCUUUGUGGGAACACCAGCUGAGGUGGCUCUUAUCCGCAUGACCGCCGAUGGCCGGCUUCCUCCUGACCAGCGCCGUGGCUACAAAAAUGUGUUUAAUGCUCUGAUUCGAAUCGCCCGGGAGGAAGGGGUCCCCACACUAUGGAGGGGCUGCAUCCCUACCAUGGCUCGCGCUGUCGUGGUCAACGCGGCCCAGCUCGCUUCCUACUCCCAAUCCAAGCAGUUCUUGCUGGACUCAGGCUACUUCUCUGACAACAUCCUGUGCCACUUCUGUGCCAGCAUGAUCAGCGGCUUGGUCACCACCGCUGCUUCCAUGCCAGUGGACAUCGUCAAGACCCGGAUCCAGAACAUGAGGAUGAUUGACGGGAAGCCGGAAUACAAGAACGGGCUGGACGUGCUGGUGAAGGUUGUCCGCUACGAGGGCUUCUUCAGCCUGUGGAAGGGCUUCACACCGUACUAUGCCCGCCUGGGCCCCCACACCGUCCUCACCUUCAUCUUCUUGGAGCAGAUGAACAAGGCCUACAAGCGUCUCUUCCUCAGUGGCUGAGGCAGGCGAGGGGCCGGGGUGCCAGGGCUCCCCCUUACCCGCUGCUCCCACAGUCAGUGUGCCCCCGGGGGCCUGGACUCUGCUGCCCUGGGCCCCUCUAUUUAUUUUCCCUCCAUGGUGUGGUUCCCUCCUCUGCGGUAAAGGACUGUGGUCUGUCCUA
Neomonachus schauinslandi (Hawaiian monk seal) is the source of this 1449-nucleotide messenger RNA. It is a transcript of the gene SLC25A11, whose product is annotated as solute carrier family 25 member 11. Gene Ontology annotation, biological process: oxaloacetate transport; succinate transmembrane transport; phosphate ion transmembrane transport. Gene Ontology annotation, molecular function: sulfate transmembrane transporter activity; thiosulfate transmembrane transporter activity; malate transmembrane transporter activity. The transcript is spliced from 8 exons. Gene Ontology annotation, cellular component: mitochondrial membrane. NCBI's taxonomy places the organism in Eukaryota, Metazoa, Chordata, Mammalia, Carnivora, Phocidae. The record is from RefSeq and is a predicted model, not a curated record. The coding region runs from base 345 to 1289 and encodes 314 amino acids.